Molecule: messenger RNA, 2559 nt
Organism: Microthlaspi erraticum
Lineage: Eukaryota; Viridiplantae; Streptophyta; Magnoliopsida; Brassicales; Brassicaceae
Source: the annotation of a GenBank genome assembly
AUGAACGGGAAAACUUGGAUUCUCUUUUACCUCUCGUGUCUCUCCAUUCUCCUGGUUUUGCCAGCUAGAUCAAACGGUCAAGAUUUUGCAUUGAGCUGUGGGGCAAAAGAGCCAUCUACUGACCCAGACAAGAAAAAAUGGGAACCAGACGCAAAGUUCCUCAAGACAGGAAACUCUAUCCAAGCAACAGCAACAUAUCAAGACCCUUCCCUUCUCUCUACAAUUCCUUAUAUGACAGCAAGAAUCUUCACAGCUCCAUCAACUUACGAAAUCCCGGUUAAAGGAGACCAAAGGCAUCUGCUCCGAUUACAUUUCUACCCAUCAACAUACACAGGCCUCAACAUAUCAAACUCAUAUUUCGCCGUGGCAGCUAACGAUGUAACCCUCUUGAGCAAUUUCAGCGCCGCUAUCACCUGUCAAGCCUUGACACAAGCGUAUCUGGUGAAAGAAUAUUCUCUUGCACCCAUCGAGAAAGAUGUCUUGAGCAUCACUUUUACCCCAUCUGACAAGUAUAAAGACACUUUCGCCUUCAUCAACGGUAUCGAAGUGAUUGAGAUGCCGGAGCUGUUUGACACGGCGGUUCUCGUUGGUUUCUCAGAUCAGAUGGCGGAUGCCAAGGCCGCGAAUCUCCAGUCCAUGUUUAGGCUUAACGUUGGUGGUCAGGACAUCCCUGGAAGCCAAGACUCCGGUGGGUUAACGAGAACAUGGUACAACGACGCGCCUUACAUAUUCAGCGCAGGUCUUGGUGUCACACUUCAAGCAAGCAACAAUUUCAGGAUCAACUACGAGCAAAUGCCAGUCUCUACAGCUCCAGCAGACGUCUACAAAACCGCUAGGACUCAAGGCCCCGACGGGAACAUCAACAUCAAAUCCAAUCUCACAUGGACGUUCCAAGUCGACACCAAUUUCACUUACAUCAUGAGACUCCAUUUCUGCGAGUUCCAGCUCUCUAAAGUCAACCAGAAGGCGUUCAACAUCUACAUCAACAACAGAACAGCGCAGACGGAUCCAGCCGCUGCAGAUAUAAUCUCUUGGACAGGAGAGAAAGGGAUUCCGACUUACAAAGACUACGCCAUCUACGUAGAUGCUAACACCGGAGGCGAGGAGAUAUCACUUCAGAUGACUCCAUCGGUUUUUGCCAAACCGGAGUAUCUUGACUCGCAGCUCAACGGGUUAGAGAUCUUCAAGAUGGAUACAAUGAAGAAUCUUGCCGGUCCAAACCCGCAGCCAUCGGCAUUGCAAGCUAGCGAAGAGGUCAAGAAAGAGUUCAAGAGCGGGAAGAAGACAGCUUUCAUCAUCGGCUCAGCUGGAGGACUCGCGGCGGUUUUGCUCUGCGCGCUGUGUUUUACAGUCUACAAGAAGAAACAGUAUUAUCAAGGAGGCGACUCUCACACAUCAAGCUGGCUUCCUUUAUACGGAAACUCUACCACGUCAGGGACAAGAUCAACUAUCUCAGGGAAGAGCAACAAUGGAAGCCAACUAUCUAACAUCGCAGCAGGUCUAUGCCGUAGAUUCUCCUUACCUGAAAUCAAACACGGAACGCAAAACUUCGACGACUCCAACGUCAUCGGAGUUGGAGGUUUUGGUAAAGUCUACAAAGGAGUGAUAGACGGGACAACCAAAGUAGCCGUGAAGCGAUCGAACCCUAACUCAGAGCAAGGACUCAACGAAUUCGAGACGGAGAUCGAGCUUCUCUCCAGGCUAAGGCACAAACAUCUGGUGUCGUUGAUCGGAUACUGCGACGACGGAGGCGAAAUGUGUCUCAUUUACGACUACAUGGCUCUGGGAACACUCCGGGAGCAUCUGUACAACACGAAGAAGCCACAGCUGACUUGGAAACGAAGGCUGGAGAUCGCGAUCGGAGCUGCGAGAGGGCUACAUUACCUUCACACGGGAGCCAAAUACACGAUCAUACACAGAGACGUUAAAACCACAAACAUCUUGGUUGAUGAGAAUUGGGUAGCGAAAGUCUCCGACUUUGGAUUAUCGAAAACCGGACCUAACAUGGACGGAGGCCAUGUGACAACCGUCGUGAAAGGGAGUUUCGGGUAUUUAGAUCCGGAAUACUUCAGGAGACAGCAAUUGACGGAGAAAUCGGAUGUUUACUCUUUCGGCGUUGUGCUAUUCGAGAUCCUGUGCGCUAGGCCGGCGUUGAAUCCGAGCUUGCCCAAGGAGCAAGUGAGUCUCGGAGAUUGGGCGACGAAUUGCAAACGGAGAGGGACUUUGGAUGACAUAAUCGAUCCCAAUUUGAAAGGGAAGAUUAAUUUGGAGUGUUUGAAGAAAUUUGCAGACACGGCGGAGAAUUGUUUAUCGGAUAGUGGAAUUGAACGGCCGACGAUGGGAGAUGUGUUGUGGAAUCUCGAAUUCGCGCUUCAGCUUCAGGAAACUGCCGAUGGGACUCGGCAACGGACUCCGAAUAGAGGAGCGAGCUCCGAGGAUGUCGGCGGAGGAGGCAUGGCGAUUAACGUCGGCAGAAUCGAAGAACAUGACGUCAGUGAUAUUUCCUCCGAAGAGAGUAGUGGAAUAUUCUCUCAGAUAGUGAAUCCCAAAGGACGAUAA